ACAAUAAGAUCAUACAACCGGUAGAACGUAUUAAUUUCAAUACCAUACUUGAGGCAUUAACAAUUACUACAACAGUGGUCGAAAUUGAUAAUAAACGAAUGUUUAUUGAUAAAACGCUAAGUUCGGCAAAG
Molecule: messenger RNA, 131 nt
Organism: Dentiscutata erythropus
Lineage: Eukaryota; Fungi; Glomeromycota; Glomeromycetes; Diversisporales; Gigasporaceae
Source: the annotation of a GenBank genome assembly